GUUCACGCUACGAACUGCUUUGUACGACGGUACGCGCAACAGUUGCGUCGAGACAAGACACGAAGAGGUACAAGAAUCGAAUGCACUAUCGCGUAUCGACAUCCGAGUUGUUCAAUCAACAAAAAUAAAUCGGAAAGUGCGUCCUCGGAGUUUUGGUUAAUCAUCAAUUUGCAAUGAAUUGAUUGACUCUCAAUUGGAAACCUACUUCGAAUGCCACCCAACACAUCUCGCGUUGCCAUGGAAAUCCGCGAAAAUGACUACACUGGUCCCGGACUAAAAAUAUUUAGGUAAACAACGGACAAUAUCAUACAUUUUGUCAGGAUGACAGAGAAACGACUGUCGUUGGGCAUCAACGUAAGCAUUUUGCUAAUACUGACGAUAUUUGGCGUGCUUCUGUCUUUGCCUUUGCGAUUGUUGUUCGACACGAAUUACUCCGAGCAGAAUCACGGAGAUGAAAGUGUCAGUGACCCGGGCGAGAAAGGAAAAGAAUCCGCGAUACCGAUAGAUCAUCGAAAAUUAAAGCGCUGUCCGAAUCUACAGUACGAGGAUCGCUUGAUGUCCGUCUUUAUGAGCGAUUACGACGGAAAUUGCACAUACGUGCAAGACGACGAGAGCGACGAUGACGAAGAUGACGACGAUGAUGACAGCGACUCUGAAGAGGAAGAAGAUAGUAGAGAGGAUGAGGACGAUGAGGAGGAGGAAACAUACAGGUCCAAGAAGAGCAUCGAAGAAAUGAAAGAAAGCGCUGAAGAGAUCUUGAAGUCGCGUCAAAUGAAGUCCGUCACGGUGGCAGGCCACAUACUCGUGACGAUGUUGCUCGUAUCAGUAAUAGCUGCCCUCGUUGAAGUACUGCGAAUACGCUUCGCCAGAGAAAAAGAUUCGUCUAGGGCAGGCACGAUUAUUUCACGGAGAAGUUGCUCCUCCAACGUGGACAUAUCCGCCACAAGACGUCCCAUUUCAAGAGAAUUAAUUAGAAGCUAUAAGUCCUUUGAUAUACCAGGAGUGCAUCAUUCCACACUGCGUCUGUUAGGAGCGCGGCCGCCCCCGCUUAUCCGUCGCUCCUCAUUUCCAACACCACAAGCAAAGAAAACCGCUACUUCAUCUCUUUGCGGUACACCGAGUAAAGGACUGACGCGGCGCCAAUCGGCUGAAUCAGAAGAAGAAAUCAGGAUUGUUACUAACACUCUUCAUCAUCGCACCCGUCUAAUUCGACGCCAUUAAGGCGACGAGAACAGUAUACAUCUAUCCACCAAAUGCCUUGUAUCUACAUUGGUGACAAAAUUAACAGGGUACACGUCUUUUACUAUACGAUAAGUAUUGUCAACAGGUAAUACGCAACGCACAAUGAUCACAUCCAAUGAUCUUUCUUACGGUUGCACAACGUCGAAAAAUUUAAGGAACAGAUCUUCCAACGUAUCCCUUACGGCGGCUUCAAUAGUGCUCCAUUUCCGCGACGCUUUUAUAUCACGCUAUUCAUUAAGUUCUGCUUUCUAGCCAAGCAAUCUUUGAAAUAUUUAAGAUUACACUGAUUAAUAUACAGAAUCAAUUUUCAGGAUCAAAAACUCGCGUGAGCUAUGGUGGAAAGCUGAAUUACUACAGCACAUGCCUGGACUAACAUGUUUUAAUAAAAUAAUUUCUAUAUUUUUUCCAUAUUCCAUAUCGUAUAACGUGCUUUAAGAUUAUUUAAUCAAACGAAAGUAACUACAAUUAAUCUAACUUAACUUCUAGUAAAUUAUUAUCAAUCUUUUCGCUCAAUAAUAUUUGUUUCUAAUGGACGUUUUAGAAAUGUAUGAGAAGCCAAAUGUAUAUUCUUAAAUUCAAUUAAGGGUGCAGUCCACUUGAUGCUAUACAAAUACUUCAAAAUAUUUGAUUGACUAAAAAUUAAUCAUUUAGAAAAAAGAAUUUCACUAAUCGAUUAAUCAAAAAAAUACUUUGAAACAUUUAUAACAUCAAGUGUAUUGUAGCCUAAAUUAAUAGUGUAGCAAAACUUUCAUUUGAGAUAAACUAAGAAAAAAUUAUUUUUUUAAACACUUUCCUGUGUGUGUGUGUGUGUGUGUGUGUGUGUGUGUGUGUGUGUGUGUUAUCCGACCGAAUAGUAAAAAAGUAUCGGAUAAUACUGGAUAUUUCCUGGAUAUCCGGUGCACCCCAGUUUUCUUAACGCAUUUAUUAUUUCUUUAAUAUGUGUAUUAAUAUAUCAUACUCAGAAAGAAUUAUACAGAUCAUUUUUUGUCUCUACAAAAAGUCAUAAUAAUAAACUUAAAAUAUAAAUAUUGUAAUUUUCUAAGAAUGUAUGUACAUAAGUUUAAAGAAAUAAUUCCGAUGUAUUUUCAUAAAAUGUUAUUGUAUUUCUGCUUUGGGUCUUCAACAAGCUUCACACAAUUUCAAUAAACUGAUCAUUGUCUCUCUUCCA
Molecule: messenger RNA, 2410 nt
Organism: Acromyrmex echinatior (Panamanian leafcutter ant)
Lineage: Eukaryota; Metazoa; Arthropoda; Insecta; Hymenoptera; Formicidae
Source: RefSeq, a predicted model, not a curated record